Messenger RNA from Mycena indigotica, 891 nucleotides. Its product is annotated as Short-chain dehydrogenase/reductase family protein. Gene Ontology annotation, cellular component: endoplasmic reticulum; lipid droplet. The record is from RefSeq and is a predicted model, not a curated record. The transcript has 7 exons. Gene Ontology annotation, molecular function: acylglycerone-phosphate reductase (NADP+) activity; triacylglycerol lipase activity. Gene Ontology annotation, biological process: phosphatidic acid biosynthetic process; triglyceride catabolic process. Lineage: Eukaryota; Fungi; Basidiomycota; Agaricomycetes; Agaricales; Mycenaceae. Bases 1 to 891 code for a protein of 296 amino acids.
AUGUCGGCCUAUAGGAAGUCUGUCCUCAUCACCGGCUGCUCUGCAGGUGGCAUUGGUCACGCACUUGCCAUCGAGUACAACCGCUACGGCUACCGUGUGUUUGCUACUGCGCGAAAGCUCGACUCGAUGAGCGAGCUUGCUGGCCUUGGGGUAGAGACGUCUGAGCUGGACGUGACCGACUCCAAUGCAAUCCAGGAGCUGCGUCAGGCCAUCUCGGUUAAAACCGGCGGGAAGCUCGAUAUUCUCGUGAACAAUGCCGGCCAAGGCUACGACCAAGCUAUUUCGGACGCCUCGGUUGCGCGGACUCGCGAAAUUAUCGAAGUCAACCUCGUUGCGCCGAUGGUCAUGCUCAAAGAAUUCGUCCACCUGCUCAUUGCCUCAGGCGACGGCCGUGUUGCUCAAAUAGGCAGCAUUACGGGCAUCAUGCCGAUCCCGUUUAAUGCGGCUUACAGCGCAAGCAAGGCUGGCAUCCACUCAUUUUCUAACUCGGCACGAAUUGAGUUGGCCCCGUUCAACGUCAAGGUUAUUAACAUUUUGACUGGUGUUAUUGAUAGCAAGAUUUGGCGCGAGGGUAGCCUUCCCGCAGACUCGCUGUAUAAGCCUAUGGAGGACCUCUACCAGCAACAUCGCAUCAACAUCCCUAGCCAGGGCACCACACCAACGGAAGAAUACGCACGUGCUGUUGUUCGGGAGACUACCAAAACAACCCCCAGCCCAUGGGUCUGGAUUGGCAAGAACACGAUGAUGGUGUGGCUUAUGGAUACCUUCCUCCCAAGAACGGCUUGGGAUUACCUCCUCAACCACGCAUUCGGCAUCAACGAGUUCGUCGCUCGUCUGGCAAAGCGCAAAACGCAGACUGUGGAGGUAACCGAGACGGUCGCUGCACAAUAG